Molecule: messenger RNA, 2828 nt
Organism: Seriola dumerili (greater amberjack)
Lineage: Eukaryota; Metazoa; Chordata; Actinopteri; Carangiformes; Carangidae
Gene: ykt6
Product: YKT6 v-SNARE homolog
Exons: 8
Coding region: 237-833 (198 amino acids)
Biological process (GO): endoplasmic reticulum to Golgi vesicle-mediated transport
Cellular component (GO): Golgi apparatus
Molecular function (GO): SNAP receptor activity
Source: RefSeq, a predicted model, not a curated record
CAGUUUGAGGAUCGUGACGUGGUGAUUGGUCACUCAACUGCUUCUUGAUAAUUAGCAAGUUAGCGCAAACUACAUCGUGAUUAGAUCGCUGGGCGUCUUUUGUACAUACUCAAGAGGUUUAAUUUAAGUGGAAUAAGAAGUUUAUUCGGUUGUUUUGACGAAACUCAAACUGUUUGUUGCCGAUUUGUCUGAUCAGCAUAGACGGUGUGUGAUUGACUGACUGAUCCGGCGGCAGCAUGAGACUCUACAGCCUCAGCAUCCUCCACAAAGGAGCAACCAAAGCCAACCUCCUCAAAGCGGCCUACGACCUGUCAUCCUUCAGCUUCUUCCAGCGCUCCAGUGUUCAGGAGUUCAUGACCUUCACCAGUGCCUUGAUUGUUGAACGAACAUCUCAAGGAAGCCGUGCCUCUGUCAAAGAACAAGAGUACCUGUGCCAUGUGUAUGUGAGAAAUGACAACCUGGGAGCUGUGGUCAUUGCAGAUACUGAGUACCCACAGAGAGUCUGUUUCACAUUGCUGGACAAGGUAUUAGAGGAGUUCUCCAGACAAGUGGACAGUAUAGAUUGGCCCUCUGGUAAUCCUGAAACCAUAACCUACAAAGCCCUAGAUAUUCACCUAGCUAAAUAUCAGAACCCCAGAGAAGCAGAUGCAAUGACCAAAGUGCAGGCAGAGCUGGAUGAGACAAAGAUCAUUUUGCACAACACCAUGGAAAGUUUGUUGGAAAGAGGAGAGAAACUGGAUGAUCUUGUGGCGAAGUCGGAGCACCUGGGAAACCAGUCCAAAGCCUUCUACAAGACUGCACGGAAACAGAACUCGUGCUGUGAAAUCAUGUGAUGUCGCUGCCUCGUCCUUGUGGACACACCUGUCUCUGCCUUUCUGCUUGUCCUACAUCUCCCAUCAUGCACCAGCUCUCAACACAAAGGACAGAACUGACGCUGUCUAAUCCGGGAUCCUAUCCAGAUUGUGACUGAUGGGGGCUGAAGGAGUGAUGGGGUUUGGUCAGAGGAAGAAGUAACAUUUGAAUUCUUUUUAACCUUUCAAAGGGUAAUCAUCUGUGCGGUGUUUCAAUACCAGCUGAGGACAUAAUAGUGUGACGUUGUGUAUUGGUGAUGUGUUACCUUCAAACCAUUUAAUGUUAUUCGGGUUGAAUCAAAUCUUAAUAGAUUGAUUUCAAAUCUUAAUUUUUUUUUUUGUUUGUUUUUUGAAAGAGUAUUAACCAAGGUUUUGCUUCUGCUUCAAGGCAACUCUGACAAUCUCAGUCUUAUCUUGUGAAUUCAUACAGUGUGUCACUGUUUUGGUUCAGUUCCUCAAAACUCAAAACUGUUUUUCCUGCAGGCAUAAUGUUCAUGCCCACUAGAUGGCCCUGUUUAUUUACUAUAUUGUUUCAGCCUCACUGUUGAGGUCAAUUUAAAACUCUAAUGUCAGCCAAGACAGCUGAGUGGCUGCUUGGAUAGGUGAUAUCAAAAUCUCUCAGAAUUUUACCUUGAUUUUCUUUCUUUUUUUUUUUUGUUUUAAUAUCUUUGCUAUACUGGAAUGAGUUACAUGAUUUCUUUUCUUUUCUCUGUCUCAUAGUGUUAAAUGAAAUCUUAAACAUUCCCACUGUGGGUGAUUGUGUUAUUGUGUGAUGAUGCGUCUUAAAGCUGAUGAGAAGUUGGAGAUUAGAUGUAAACAAUGUAGAAAGAUGUUUCACCAUAGAUGCAGCCUUAUUGCAGUGUGGCUAACAUGUCCUUUGUAAGCAUCAUGUCAUCUCAUGAGCAAGACAGGAUUUGGAAGCUAUUCUUUUACUCUGCGCACCGUAGCCAUGCUUUUCACUCUUGUAGCCAAUACACAAUACUUAAGCAGGUUUCAGUAGCUCACUCGGACCUUUGCAGUCCAGGGCUCAUCUGUACCUUACAAACCUAUGAUUACUGACACUUUUACCAUCCUAUGACUAAGGUGAUUCUGGGGAUCCUCAGGUGCUGUUGCACUCUCUGGCCUCUUAGUUUGUGCUAGUCAGGGUGCCCUUGAACUGACAUAACAGACAUGUUGCGUGAUGUCAUUAUAAAUCGAGUGAUUUCACAUCACGAUCUUAUUUUACCACACUCCUUGGCUGACUUUUUUUUUUUUUUACUGUGAGUACUGUUUGCUUUGUGUUGUUUCUGAGUGGGUAGAAAUUUCCUUCUUCAGAAACUGCUGAUCAGUUCAAGAUGAAGAGAUGCCUUUGGUUGUGUAUUUUAAGAUGUUUCUCUGCUCUCUCUUUCUGCUGUGUGUGUGUGUGUGUGUGUGUAUGAUUUGCUGAUAUACAACAUCUGCAGGCUGCAUUGAUGUUGAGUGCCUGUGUGUGUGUUAGUGUGUGCGUGUGUAUGAUCAGAAUUUGCUCUUUCUGCUUUUACAGUGUAAACAUUUGUGCAAUAUCUCUGCAGACUGUUGUCUCUCUUUAAAGCAGAGAGAAUAAAUGGAAAUCUUUCCCAUAAAGGACAGUAAUUGACGUUUGUAUAUGCUCUUCUUAUGACUAACUCCCAUGUGAAACUUGUCCAGGGUUAUUUCUGAGAUAUUUCUUUGAUUUCUUUUCAAAAAUUCCGGUUGGUGUGCUGAAUUUGAAAAUCUGUCAAAUCUAUGAAUUUAUGCUGUAGCUAUUUGCAGGUCAGGUCUUGCUGACCAGUGUGAUAAACAGUCUGCAUUAAAACGUGUUCAUCCAGAUGUGGUCUGCAAAUUUAAAAUUUAAAGACUUCGGUUAAUAAACUGUUCUUUUUUUGUCUGUAUUAACAUUUUAUUUUUGGAACACUGUUUUGUUCAAACAUUGACUCUUUACAGAACAUGUGAUCUUGCUUAGAUAAACAGAAAAAUAAC